Molecule: messenger RNA, 1590 nt
Organism: Candida dubliniensis CD36
Lineage: Eukaryota; Fungi; Ascomycota; Pichiomycetes; Serinales; Debaryomycetaceae
Gene: CCT3
Product: chaperonin-containing T-complex subunit
Exons: 1
Coding region: 1-1590 (529 amino acids)
Biological process (GO): protein folding
Cellular component (GO): chaperonin-containing T-complex
Molecular function (GO): ATP hydrolysis activity; ATP-dependent protein folding chaperone; ATP binding
Source: RefSeq, a predicted model, not a curated record
AUGUCAAUUCAAGCUCCUGUUGUAUAUUUAAACACGUCUACUCAAAGACAACAGGGAAGACAAGCACAAAUUGCCAAUAUCACUGCGGCAAAGGCUGUUGCCGAUAUCAUUCGUACCUGUUUGGGACCAAAGGCAAUGCUCAAGAUGUUAUUAGAUCCAAUGGGUGGUAUAGUGUUGACUAAUGAUGGUCAUGCUAUAUUGAGAGAAAUUGAUGUGUCUCAUCCUGCUGCCAAGUCAAUGAUUGAAUUAUCAAGAACUCAAGACGAAGAAGUUGGAGAUGGUACCACCACCGUGAUCAUUUUGGCAGGAGAAAUCUUGGCACAAACAUUCCCAUACAUUGAGAAGAAUAUUCAUCCUGUGAUCAUCAUUAAGGCUUUAAAACAGGCAUUGAAAGAUGCUUUGGAAAUCAUACAUGAGGUGUCAACUCCAGUUGAUAUCAAAAACGACGCUGCCAUGUUGAAGUUGAUUAAGGCUUCUAUUGGAACCAAAUAUGUCAACAAAUGGUCAACUAAAAUGUGCGAAUUAUCAUUAAAAGCUGUUAGAACAGUUAUGGUUGAAAAAGGAGAUUACAAGGAAAUAGAUGUGAAAAGAUAUGUUCGUAUUGAAAAGAUUCCUGGGGGUGAGGUUACUGAUAGUGAAGUGUUAGAUGGUAUUUUAUUAAACAAAGAUGUUGUCCACCCUAAAAUGAAAAGGGAAAUAAAAAACCCACGUAUUAUAUUAUUGGAUUGUCCAUUAGAAUAUAAAAAAGGUGAAUCCCAAACCAACAUUGAAAUCACAAAAGAGGAAGAUUGGAACAGAAUAUUACAAAUCGAAGAAGAGCAAGUUAAAUUGAUGUGUGACCAAAUCUUAGAGUUUAAACCAGAUUUAGUUAUUACUGAAAAGGGGGUAAGCGAUUUAGCUCAACAUUAUCUUUUGAAAGGAGGAGCUUCCGCUUUACGUAGAGUUAAAAAGUCAGACAAUAAUAGAAUCGCCAGAGCUACUGGUGCCACCAUUGUCAACCGAGUUGAAGAUUUGAAGGAAUCGGACAUUGGUACAAAAUGUGGGGAAUUUAAAGUUGAAUUAAUCGGUGACGAAUAUUUCACUUAUUUGGUCAAAUGUGAAAACCCACAAGCCUGUACUGUGAUGUUACGAGGUGCUUCCAAAGAUAUUCUUAAUGAAAUUGAAAGAAACUUACAUGAUGCCAUGGCUGUCACCAGAAACGUCAUGUUUGAACCUUCUUUGUCUCCAGGUGGUGGUGCCACCGAGAUGGCUUGUAGUGUCAGAUUAGCUGAAAAGGCAAAGACCAUUGAAGGAAUUGAACAAUACCCAUACCAAGCCGUUGCAGAUGCAUUUGAAGUCAUACCAAGAACUUUAAUUCAAAACUGUGGGGGUAAUCCAAUCAAAGUGUUAUCCCAAUUAAGAGCUAAGCAAGCUCAAGGUCAAUAUACAUAUGGUAUUGAUGGUGAAAACGGUAAGGUUGUUGACAUGAAAGAUUAUGGUAUUUGGGAACCAGAAGUGAUUAAACAACAAUCAAUUAAAACUGCAAUUGAAAGUGCCUGUUUAUUAUUAAGAGUCGAUGAUAUUGUUAGUGGAGUACGUCAAAGUCAAUAG